Drosophila rhopaloa is the source of this 1267-nucleotide messenger RNA. RefSeq names its product breast cancer metastasis-suppressor 1-like protein-A (gene Brms1). The transcript is spliced from 3 exons. Bases 201 to 977 code for a protein of 258 amino acids. The record is from RefSeq and is a predicted model, not a curated record. Gene Ontology annotation, cellular component: Sin3-type complex. Gene Ontology annotation, molecular function: histone deacetylase binding. Gene Ontology annotation, biological process: negative regulation of transcription by RNA polymerase II. NCBI's taxonomy places the organism in Eukaryota, Metazoa, Arthropoda, Insecta, Diptera, Drosophilidae.
GCGCUGCCCCACACUUUUUUUGCUACAGCUCGCAAGAAAACGUAGUUUUCCACGAAGUUUGCCAUACUCUCCUUACUUUUUAGAAUAACAAAAUAAACAAAUCAUUUGUGCUAGGCCCGGAGGCCACCUGCAGACCGUCGCAGAUUGGAAUCGCCGUAAGAAAGGCGCGCAGUGAGGAGGAACGCGAUAGCCCAGUCGAAAUGCCCGUGAAGAAUGGAGAAUCCGAUGGCGAAGGCGACGUUUCUGGCGGAGAGUCGGAGCACUCGAACUCCAGCCAAGCACAUGACACCUCCGACGAGGAGGAAGCCAACGAAUGCGAUUCCGAUGACUCCUCGGAACUAGAUGCCAGCGAAAUCGAACGACGGCGGGCGGAACAUACCGAGGACUUGAUGAGCCUCGAGCGGCAAUUUAACGCCCUGAGAGAGCAGUACUACUUUGAGCGCAUCAAUCUCAUUGAACGUCAGCUGGCCGAGGUGCGUUCUGGCCGUUCGGAGGAGUUCGUGCAGCCGCAAAAGGAACUGGACAAGGUCUAUCGCACCAGGAUCGAGGUGGCGGAUGUCCUGCGCAAGUACCGCCUGCAGAACAUCGAGCACAAGUUCCAAUCCGAGGAACAAGCUGCAGUCCAGCACUUUGAGAGCGAAAAGCACAUGGCGGUGGACAACCUGCGCGAGGAGCUAGUGGAGCGCAUCCGCCGCCUGGAGGAAGAUCGCCACAACGUGGACAUCUCAUGGGCCGACUGGGGCACCGACAAGCGGCAGAGCAAGGUGCGCGGACCGGGUCGGAAGAAGGCCGUCACAGUCACCGGGCCGUAUGUGGUGUAUAUGCUGCGCGAGGAAGACAUCAUGGAGGACUGGACGAUCAUCCGCAAGGCCCUCAAGCGAUCCUCCUCGUCGGCCACCGCCGGAACAGUCACGCCCACGUCCGGUGUGGGCGUCAGUCUGGCCGGACUGCCGGCGAUGGCCGGGGCCAGUGGAUAGCGGUGGGGCGUGGCAGCUGCCUACGCCCGCCUGACGCGUACCUGACGGCCGCGGCCGAGGAAGCAGCAGUCGUAGACGUAGAGCAGAGCUCCCCAGAGCCCGAAACAGACUUAUUAUACGUGCUAAGUUCGCCCCUCCUCCUACUCCUUCCUCUAGAUUUUAGUCGUAGAGCCUUGCGCACCACUCUCAGAAUAAAAAUUCCCCAUCCAGACGAUGUAAUUUAUGCUAAACGUUAAGUGCUAAAUAAAAGCGAACUGCAGCCAAGUGGGUGUGCGGUCAACAGAAAUCAA